This is a messenger RNA of Aspergillus ochraceoroseus IBT 24754, 3527 nucleotides long. RefSeq lists its product as uncharacterized. NCBI's taxonomy places the organism in Eukaryota, Fungi, Ascomycota, Eurotiomycetes, Eurotiales, Aspergillaceae. Gene Ontology annotation, cellular component: cytosol. The record is from RefSeq and is a predicted model, not a curated record. The transcript has 5 exons. Bases 375 to 3149 code for a protein of 924 amino acids. Gene Ontology annotation, biological process: tetrahydrofolate interconversion. Gene Ontology annotation, molecular function: ATP binding; methenyltetrahydrofolate cyclohydrolase activity; formate-tetrahydrofolate ligase activity.
ACAUUCUGAAUUUCGCUGGAUCGACGGGUUUUCCUAUCUGUGACUCUUUAACCGAAGUUCGCCCUGCGGCAAAGGAUCAAUUGAUGCCGUACCCCCUCGCCCAAUCGGCGACUCUACCCCGCUGUGCUGCUCAAGCAAAGAGCUACAGCCUCCGUUCGUGUACUCUGCAUCAAUCUUCUUACUCCCGUUUUGCCCCUCUCCCUUCUUAUAUUUCCCCUCUUUCUUAUUCUCGACACUUUUCUGUUGGAUACGGGUCCAGGACUUUGGGUUGUCGCAUACCACUCGUUGCUCCUCGUUUCCCGAAAAGUUACAGAAACUGUCCUCCCGCACUUGUGACUCAGCCUUUGAACCGAUUUUCGAGUAUUGGCGUUGCCAUGGCGGCCGCAAAGAUCGAUGGAACCCAAAUCGCGAAGGAUAUUCGGGAGGGAUUGAAGAAUGAAAUCCAGGAGCUCCAAACAAUCAAUCCCAGAUUCAAACCCAGCCUGGUGAUUAUCCAGGUGGGCGAUAGGUCCGAUUCGAGCACCUAUGUGCGCAUGAAGUUGAAGGCUGCUGAGGAGGCAAACAUCCUUUGCAAGAUCAUCAACUUCCCCGAGACUAUCUCACAGCCAGCGAUCCUCCAGGAGAUCACCCAGGUCAACAACGACCCGUCAGUACACGGCAUUCUCGUCCAGCUGCCACUUCCCCAUCACCUCUCCGAACAUGCAGUCACAUCCGCUGUUGCAGAUGAAAAGGACGUUGAUGGAUUUGGCGCCAUCAACAUUGGCGAAUUGGCCAAGCGGGGCGGUACCCCUCUCUUCGUUCCUUGCACCCCGAAGGCCGUGAUGAAGCUUCUAGACUCAACCGGCGUUAACCCUGCGGGCAAGGAAGCAGUGGUGCUUGGCCGAAGUGACAUCGUUGGAAGCCCCGUUAGCUAUCUUCUGAAGAACGCGGAUGCCACAGUGACGGUGUGCCACUCCAAAACCCCUGACAUCCCACGAAUCGUGAAAAAUGCGGACAUUGUCAUCGCGGCCAUUGGCCAAACAGAAUUUGUCAAGGGAGAAUGGUUAAAACCUGGUGCUGUUGUCAUUGAUGUUGGUAUCAAUUUCAAGGCCGACGCCACCAGGAAGUCUGGUCAGCGCCUUGUCGGUGAUGUUGAAUAUGAGUCUGCGGCCCAGGUUGCUUCCCACAUUACUCCUGUUCCUGGUGGUGUUGGCCCUAUGACGGUGGCUAUGUUGCUAGAGAACGUCGUCGCGUCAGCCAAAGCCUAUUUCGACAAGCAGAAAGAGCGACAGAUCACUCCCCUUCCUAUCAAGUUGACUACUCCAGUACCCUCGGAUAUUGCUAUUUCUCGUGCACAGUAUCCCAAGCCUAUUACUCAAGUUGCUUCCGAGAUCGGCAUUGCGCCCCACGAGCUCGAACCCUACGGCCAUACCAAGGCUAAAGUGAGCCUGGAUGUUCUUAACCGUCUGGGGCACCGUCGCAACGGCCGUUACAUUUUGGUUUGCGGUAUCACGCCGACUCCUCUUGGUGAGGGCAAGUCGACCACUACGUUGGGUCUUAGCCAGGCCCUUGGUGCACACCUGAACCGCAUCGUCUUCGCUAACGUCCGACAGCCUAGCCAGGGCCCCACGUUUGGUAUCAAGGGAGGAGCCGCUGGAGGUGGAUACAGUCAGGUCAUUCCUAUGGACGAGUUUAACCUACACUUGACCGGUGAUAUUCACGCCAUUACAGCCGCUAACAACCUCCUUGCCGCCGCUAUUGAGACGCGCAUGUUCCACGAGGCCACCCAGAAAGAUGCCGCUCUUUACAAGCGUCUUGUCCCCGCUAAGAAGGGCAAGCGGGAGUUCCAACCUAUCAUGUUCAGACGCCUCAAGAAGUUGGGUAUUACCAAGACAAAUCCGGAUGAGCUCACUGAGGAUGAGAUUCACCGAUUUGCACGACUUGACAUCGAUCCCUCCACCAUUACUUGGCGCCGUGUGCUGGACGUCAAUGACCGGCACCUGCGCGGUAUUACCGUCGGACAGGCCCAUACUGAAAAGGGUCUGAGCCGCGAAACUGGCUUUGAUAUCUCUGUGGCUAGUGAGUGUAUGGCUAUUCUCGCAUUGAGCAGCAGUCUUGCAGACAUGCGUGAGAGGUUGGGCCGCAUGGUUGUGGCUACCUCCCGAAGCGGGGACCCAGUCACGUGCGACGACAUUGGCGCUGGCGGCGCUCUUGCAGCAUUGAUGAAGGACGCUAUCAAACCUAAUUUGAUGCAGAGCUUGGAGGGAACACCCGUCCUGGUCCAUGCGGGACCCUUCGCUAAUAUCAGUAUCGGCGCUAGUUCGGUGCUGGCGGAUAAGCUGGCUCUGAAACUUGCCGGUACGGAGCCCGAGGAGGACCACGAGUCCAAGACCGGCUUCGUCGUGACCGAAGCUGGUUUCGACUUCACCAUGGGUGGAGAACGUUUCUUCAACAUCAAGUGCCGAUCCUCCGGCCUGUCCCCCGACACUGUAGUCAUCGUCGCGACAGUGCGGGCCCUGAAGGUCCAUGGCGGUGGGCCCGAGAUCAGCCCUGGAGCUCCACUCCACGAGGUCUACCGCACGGAGAACACUGACAUUCUUCGUAAGGGCUGUAUCAACCUGAAGAAGCACAUUGAGAAUGCGCGACAGUACGGAGUCCCCGUGGUUGUGGCCAUCAACCGCUUCGAGACAGACACAGAGGCGGAGAUUGCCAUCAUCCGUGAGGAGGCAAUGGCAGCGGGAGCGGAGGACGCUAUCCCUGCCAAUCACUGGGCGGAAGGUGGUGCCGGUGCUAUCGACCUGGCCAAGGCCGUCAUGACCGCCAGCUCCAAGCCCAAGGACUUCAAGCUUCUCUAUGAUCUGGAAGGUACCAUCCAAGAACGCAUUGAACGCAUUGGCAAGAUGAUGUAUGGCGCGGAGAAGGUGGAGUUUAGCGAGUUGGCCCAAAACAAGGUCGACACAUACACCGCGCAAGGAUUCGCCAACCUUCCGAUCUGUAUCGCCAAGACACAAUACUCUCUGAGUCACGACCCAGCGCUGAAGGGCGCUCCCACGGGGUUCACCGUGCCCAUCCGGGACGUCCGGCUGGCGGUGGGCGGUGGAUAUCUAGAUACGCGCUUGCGGCGGACAUCCAGACGAUCCCCGGGCUACCCACAGCGCCCGGGUACUUGAAUGUGGAUAUUGAUCCGGAGACGGGGGAGAUUGACGGACUCUUCUAGGGUCUCCGGCGCGAUGGGGAGCAUUUAUUUGGGGUUCAUUUCAACUGGUCGAGCCCUGGUGGUUUGUAAGGAGAGUAGACAUAAUAUCUUUUUCAACAGGAUAGUAUAUAAGUUACCGAUACACAUUAUAUGAAUUUAUUCUUGCGCUAGUUGGGGGUGUGUACUCCGUACCUACUCUGCAUAACUUUAGUAGGACGGCGUCGGAGUUGAGGGAGCAACUCCGGGUAAAUAUGGCGGGAUCGAUCUCACGUUGCAGGAAAAGGUCCGAAGAUCGCAAUAGUGGCGAAGUUCGGCAAGGAAUUGGAGAUGGCCGCGGAAAGAAAAGAAAAAG